Messenger RNA from Pocillopora meandrina, 18872 nucleotides. NCBI's taxonomy places the organism in Eukaryota, Metazoa, Cnidaria, Anthozoa, Scleractinia, Pocilloporidae. The record is from the annotation of a GenBank genome assembly.
AUGGCAACAAACUGGGAUAAAGUCAAGUAUAUUUCCCGUGUGAGACCAGACUCUGAUUAUGGUUUGUUCGAUGACUGCAACGACUCGUUAGACGAAUGCGACGUGCGAGUAAAAAUUAAUGAGGUAUUGAGAGAACCAAACGAAAAUGGCUCAGAAACACUUGUUCAUCGAUUGCAUCCUUCUUCGACUCAUCUUCAAACAAAUUUAAAGCGCAGUUCUCGCGACGGACUAUGCUUGUCAGUUCCACAAGACAUCGGAAGAAGAAGUAUUUUGCGAUUGCAUCGGGAGAACUCAAACGAAGUCGCCAUUGAGAAAACCUCUGUAAGGACCAGCGUAAGCAUGAAUUUGUUGCCGCGGUAUGGUUCCGAUUUAAAUGCGGAUAUUCUGGCGCGACCACAGCCUUUUGUUAAAACGAACAGACGGGCUUUCGUAAAAGAUUUGUUUUUUAAACAAGAAGAAGGUGAUAGUUAUUACAAAUUGAAGGUAAGCUCAGCGAACAUUUUUCAUGAUGGGUAGUAAAUGGGGUCACAUUUCAUAAUCUAUGUAAAUUUCUCCUUUUCUAGUUACUUCUGAUACAUUUAUAUUCAUCUGUGAAAGUGAUUUCGUGAUUCGUCUGUUCAUUUCUAUGAAGAGACGUACAUUUGCCCAGGCUUCAGCUUUGAACAGGCCUGAUUUCUAAAAAUUUCAACCAGACGAGAUAUUUUGAGCAAGUUUCGGUUUAGAAUGAAUUUAUAAAUAUAAUUACGGUGUAACGAUUCACACAGAAUUGCCAUGCGGAAGAUGAAAAAUAAUAUUCACAAAUUUCAAGAAAUUGUCAUUCGCAUUAACAAAUUUACGGGAGCCACUAUGAUAACAGAAAUAAUAUUCUAUAUAGUAUUUUGUUUCAGAGCCAAGAGAAAUGGAAAUUUUUUUAAAGAUAGAAGAGACAAUUCAUAGCUAGGUAACGGCUAUUGGCAAAACAAUACGCAAACGCUUUAGUCAUGAAAUAAGGUUACGGUAUUUCCGAAGAAUAAAAACCCUCGGUUCAAAUGUUUUGAUAGUUUUGAACUUUAAAAUGAUCUAUGUUUAGACAAUAAUCCGCCGUUUUUUAUAACGGUUAGUGUUGACGUGACAUUCGAAAUCGAUGACAGUUUUAAGCCCGAAAAUUAGCUCUGAUUAUUCCAAAAAACUAACCGCAUAACUGUAAAAGCUUUCUAUUUCCCUAGGUUUUACUGAUACAAUCAAUGACCAAUCGGGUCUCACACAGUAUCUUAGUUAUUAUGAAAUAUGCGUAACUCAUCAGUUCAGAACUUAUAGACAUUGUUUGAAGGAUCGCUCAUUGGUUUCGUAAGAUCUUAAUACUAUCGAAGAAACGAAAGUUUCAAGAGAGAUUUCCCAGACCAGAAAAUCAGAAUGAUCGCGAAGAUGUCUGCUCAACUUUUCUAAAUCACCAAAUGUUGUAAUUUUCAAUUUUGCUAUUUGCUGUAGUUUAAAUUCAUUGUAAAGUUAUUUUAAGAGUUAUUUCUGAUUGGGAGCUGAGAAGAUAGACCGCAUUUAAUUCCCGCAGACAUAAAAAAUAAGAAAUAAAAUUAAAACAAUAAUGAAAAAGGAAAACUAACAAAAAUUUUAAAAAAGAAAGCACAAUGACGAGUAACAUGAAGCCAUACUAGUGUAAGGGAACAAAAUCAUUUUUUUAAAUAAAAAUUGAUGGAGCGACGAAUGUACAAGUGAAAGAAACUGAAGUUUCUAUUCGUAAUCAGUGAUAAGAGUUCUUACCUACUGUUUCUAUGGAAACAAAAUGAACCCCAUGGUUUACGGAUCAAACCCAACAGCAUGACAUUUCAUCAAUUUUGAGUGGGAGUUUUGUGAGCAUGUGUGCCCAUUGAAUGGCCGCUGUUCGUAUUACAGUCAGGCUCAGAUGUGACAUUCUUGAUAGGCGUGAAUAUUCCAUUCUCUCUCUUUUCGAAACGCAGUCGAAGUAAGAGAUAAAAUUGAAUUCAAUAUUACUCAAAGUUAAAACGAAAAAGCGCAAUUAUCGUUUUUCAAAAUCUAGGAAGCCUGAAACACACGAGGCAUAGUAAGUUUGACGUUCUGACGGACUUUUGUUUCCACAACAAGUCGCUCUGCUAAAAUCAGUGGCAGCGACUUUUUGGAAGCAGUACACUUGAAGCGGUCUGCCGCAAAGAACUGUUGAAGUGAUGUGUCGAUUUUUUUCUUCCCGGUCUUAUGCCGUUUUCGAACGUUUAUCGCGUGCAUUUCGUUAAUUAAUCUUGUUUCUUGAUAUCCGACAUUAAAAUCUAUAAAUCGGCAGGAAAAAGCUCGUAUAAUGAUCUAGCUUUUAGCAUGAGAUCGAAAAGUUUUAUUACGCCAUAAUAUGUUAAUAAUAUGUUCAAAUUUUUGAUGAAUGCAGUUUUUACCCACAGACAUCUCGUUCACACUCGCACACUGAAAGUCGAAUAGAUCACCACUCUAAAAUACUCCUGAACGCGUUUAGACUGUAUUUGUAUAAUUAUAAAUCACACAGACAAUAGCGAAUAUUGUAUUAUCAGAAUUGAAAAUGAAGCUUUGUUUUCAGUAUGAAACAACCGAACGCUUUCAAUUUGAUAAAGCUCGAAGAUUUUGUUUCAACUAACAUGGUUCUGUUAAUAUUUCCAGAAAUAGCAAGUGUUUGUAUCUUGAGUGCAUUUUUUCGGUAAGGUCGGUAUCAAAGUCAAAUUGAAAUCUUUUGCAUCAAAUGCCAGUGAUUGGGAUGCUUUCGUGCCUAAGACGUUUAAUUGGCUCUUAAUAUGGGUUUCUUUACCUUUAGCCAAUUACCUUUCAUCAAAAUCAUUAUGAAUCAAUUUAAAUGUAAGUUACCUAGAAUCUGCGGUUUUGGUCAUUGUUAUUAAAUCUAUACACAAUUCUGACACAGUCUGAUGAUCAGUUUGAUCAUAAAAAAAAAAAAUGUUUUUUUGUUUUCUUGGAGAAAAAUGAAGAGAGAAAAUUAAGGAACAGAUAUAUUGUUCUAGAAUAAAGGCCGACACCAGAACACUUAUAUGGUUUUCGUCUCAAUUUAGAAGAACACAUUUGUUAUCUGAAAAAAAAGUGUUUGAAUUAUUAAAAUGUUGCGGCAGAUGUUCUCGCUGGUUUGCUGUUUAAAUCAAAAGCAAAAACUUGAAAGCUGACAUGUUAAAUUUUUUUGUCUUGUUCAUGAUGAUCCUCCUGGAUUUCCGCAGAAAUCAUGAAUUGUGUACUAAGGAGAUGUAAGGUAAACAAUAUUGCUUUUUUAUUGGAGAAAAUUUCCUCGCAGUUUACAUUGGUUGGGUGUUAUAAUUUGGAACUUCUGGCAAAUCACGAUCUAGACAACUUCCUUUUUCGUACAAUUUUGCAUCAUUUGGUUGGUUGCUUUUUCUAAAAUUCAUCGCAGUUCCUCGCUUCCGCGAGAAUAUAAGACAAAAGGGUCUGCACUUUUGGAUAACCAUUCAUUUGACGGCUAAAUAAACUCGACUUCUUUAUUCAUCUCGCCGUCCUUCUAAAUUCGGUUUAAUUUUCCUUCAUCUUACCUGGCAAAAUCGUGUCGGACUAAGUUAAAUUAUAAUGUUAAAAAAUUUUCGUGACAUUUUUCCAGCCAUAAAAGUCAAUAUCCUAAGAUAAGAUCAGUUUAACAAUACACUGUAACUAGGAACACUUGAGGGAAGUUACGUGCAAAGAAAUUGAAUAACCCGACUUCUGACAAUGCAGUUAUGUAGUUGGUCCUUACUGGUUGAAAAGGGAGAUCUAUGUCAAAAGCACCAAUAAAACACUUAGUAACAAAUUUAUACCAGGACCUUCUGUGAGAUAUUACGUAAAUCACAAAGAAAACAGACAUAUUCGACCGAUUCAGUUCGGUUAUGUAAUUAAUCUUUAGAAGACAUCUGUUAAUAAAAAGAGUCACGUUAUACGUAAUAUUCAUGGAUUAUCACGAUUAUCAUGACUGAUUGAUCAUUUUCGACUUGUCUUGUGCCUGGGUUCCAGAGUAGGGCUUGUUUUCAUUCCUACAUUGUAUGAAAGGAAAAACAUUUACGGGCAACUUAUAAGAUAUAUAAUCAUAUUGGAAACUUUCACGGGAUUCAGAUGAGUCGAGGGGGGGUGAGGUGGGGGUUACCUGUAAUUGAUAACUUUCCUGUCCAGAGAAGGAAAACAAUUCUUCUAAACGCUCCAUGCCGAUGAAAACCGGACAAUUAAGGAUAAUGAGGCUUUUUAUAGAAAUGGCUGCACCCAUGCUUACACAGAUAAAGACAAAUGAAGUCAUUCGAAAAUGAGCCGUGCGGACAUGAACACGUUACCUCUAGCUCAUCUUGAGGUCCUUUUUUUCUCAUGGUGCAAGCCCUUUUGGUUGACACUGUUUUGUGUAAAGAAGACUGAAUAGACAGCUGGACUCAUUUUUAGCCUGAGACCAUAACAGCAAAAGAGGGAAAGUUAGUUAGGAAGGAAAACAGUAACACCCAAAAGGAGAUAUCAUUGCUGAUACCGAUACAACUUAAUAGAGAAAAAAACAUACAGAGUGUUGCAUGCAUGACAUGAAUUUUUUUCUUGAUGUUUUUAGUCAGGUGACUAUGGAGAAAAUGAGAGAGAAACGUUCCACACUUUAUCCAGAAAAGGAAACACCGAAGAACUCAGAGCGCUCCUUCAGCAGAAUGAAGGUUAAUGAGACUUGCUUGGACACUACUAUGAUUUGCAAUCCAUUAAUUCCUGAACUAUUAGAUUAUAAUGGUGAAAUGACAAACCUGAAUCUAUUUAUUUGAACCCUUUAUCUCUCAAGAUUUGAUUCUUAAUUCUCUCCUCUCACUGCUACUCAUUUCGUUGUACAUUAGUUUUGAAGAUUUGUUGUCAGAUCAUAACAGAAACUUCCACCUGAUAAGUAUUCUCAUGCUGAAUAAUGCAUGAAUAGUAAGAGAGAAGUUACAUGUUGAUGACUUCUGGGUGAAAGGGAUAUUUGAGACUGCGCAACGAUGAUCAUUGGAGAAAGAGAAAGUUGACAGUAUCUAAACUUGAUGCAAGAAAUAGCUAUUAGCCUCUUACUUUUUUCAAUCAGUACUUUGGCCUGGUUUACGAAAACUUAGUGGUGAACGAUUACACUUCCAUCUUAUGAGGAUUGAUUAACUUAAAUUGAUAAAAAUUCUUCACUUUCAACAGACAUCGACAAAAAGGACAGUUAUGGUAAAACAGCCUUACACUGUGCAAUAUCAGCCGGACAAGUCAAUACCGUAAAAUUUCUCCUCCACAACCAUGCAAACCCAAACCUUAAGGACCACAGAGAAGAGGCAGCACUUCACGCCGCAGUGCGUACCGGGAACGUGGAAAUGGUGGAGGUAAAUUUAUGGACAUUGUGGAGUAGGUUUGCGCAUGCCGAAUUUAAAGCGGCAAACCUUUCUGAUUUACUAGCCCAUUUCAAUGCUUAUUCACCUCACCGAGGUUUUUGUAUUCCUGGCUCUCUUGCUUGAUAUAACCGAUUGAUUUUCUCCAUGUUUUCAAAGGCUUUGCUGAACCACAAGACCACCAAUGUUAACAUUGAAGGACGCGGAAAAUACACUCCUCUGCAUAAUGCCGCUCAUUUGGAACACCGAAACGCCCUAGAAAUUUGCCAAAAGCUGGUAAGAUAAGCAUUCAUUGUGAAACGUCGACAAGUGCUGAACUAACUAUUUUAGUCACACUCGGUGCCCUAAUUGAUAAGGCAUGGACUUUGUAUUUCGCUCUUGGGAGUGACACUUUAUUCUCAAGGGGUCUCUCUACACCAAAGAGCACUAAUAUUUGCGUAAGGCAAACUGUCAAAGAAAUUUCUUACGCUUGGCUUGCAUGUGACGGACUUGCAACGCCCUAAAUCGCUUCAUUUAGCAGAAAUCAGGAGAAGCUUCUGGAAAAUUGAAUUACUUGGCGCAUAAGAGAGAAGCAAUCUUAAUUCCCAUCACAACCAAACUUUUCCUCUCCUCAGCUUGACUGUGGGGCCAAAGUAACAGCAAAGGCAACUGAUCACAUGACACCACUCAGCGUUGCCGCUCAGAAGGGGUCAGCGGAUAUUAUGGCCUUGUUCUUCGAAAAAUGUAAGAAAUGAUCAGGUUUCUCCUCGGGAGUUUAGGUUGAAGAGGGAUGACAUUAUUCUGUUUCAGAAGAGAAUAGACGCCGGUUGAAAGUGUUUUUCUACCGUUCACUAGUUUUGCUGUUAUUGUCUUCCCCGUUUAUUUCAUGAUUCGAUCGUAGGUUCCUUUUCUUUCGGUGAUUUUUCAUCAUUUGCAGAUCAUCCUUACAGCUAAUUGGUUAAAUGUUUCUUUUCUCAACAUUUGUGGCAAUUUCUGCGUCAUAGGUUACGAAGUCCAGAGGGGUACAAAACAGAAAUUGGACCUUCUUUACGGUGUGGACUCUGAAGGAAGCUCGCUGCUACAUCUUGCUAUAGACAGCGGUGUUUUGAAGGUAAAUUAAACAACAUAACAGAAAUUCAAGCAGCUGAGGGUCGAAUGGGUUCGAAACAUGUGCCCACCAAUUUAUACUUAAAGACUAAUUUUCUUUUGCAUUUUUAGGCUGUUAAACUUUGUUUGAAACAUGGUUGCUCUGUGACAGCUGUCAAGGUAAGCAGCCACAAAAUCUACCCCAAUCGUCCUCAAUGUACUUUGUUCACAUAGAAAUUCGACAAUUUCCACAAAGUGGCCUAAUAUCAUGAUACAGCCCGACUCCCUGUUACACAAUGGUAGACAAUAGCAUGUUCCAGAAUAAAAUACCUGACUAUUGUAAUGAAUGUAUCCUAGUUUGGGACUAGUUUCAGUUGAGGCUUCUAUAUUUUUGGCUUUCGCUUUUAUUUAUUAAAUCUUUCUCCUGAAAAGACUUGUUUUUUUCUAAAAGAUCUAUUUUUCACCGUCAGCGGUUAAAUGGUGGUACUCCUAUCCAUUUCGCGUGCCGUCUUGGUGCGCCAGUGAUCCUUCAGUGUUUAUAUGAACAUGAACCAGCGGCUUUCCAACACGCUUUGUUGGACAAAGAAUUCAUGACACCUUUACACAGGUAAUUAGGAGCUAGAAAUGUCAUGAUGUAAUUUUUAAGUCUAAACAAAGGGCAUUAUCAAAGAAAAAAAUAUUAUAAAAAAACUUUUUUUAUUAAGAACGUAACUCUCUUUGGAUAUCAGCUCCAUUUCCGUGGUAUAAGCAUGAGUCAAAACUGGGUGUGUCUCAGAGUCUUGUCCUUGCUAGCCUUUCCAAGCAUUAAGUUGGUAAUGAUACUUCUGAUUGGCUGAAAAAUGAUGAACACGAAAAACUGCACACUUUUGAUUGGCUGAAAAAUGAUAAACAUGAAAAAUUACGCGAUUCUGAUCGGCUGGAAACGAGUGACCUUUUCAUAAAUUACAAUUGCAAAGUUCUUACGCGAAUGGAAAUCGCAAAUUUUUUUAUGAUUGUAUGAUAUUACAAAAUUAUUGAUAAGUUAUUACAUGAAUUCUCGUGUAAUAAGUACCUGUAAAUUUUUCAAAGUUCAAAAGUCAUGUUAUUACCUAUACUAAAACGAAGCGCGGUGGUAAACGGCGCGAUAGUAGCAGGGGAGUGAAAAAACUAGGGAGGUGCGGGUCGGUUCGCGUCAACCCAAAACUCCCUGGUCAUCGCUUUGCCAUCGCACUGUUUGUUACUUCGCUCCAUUUAACUUACUGAAUGCCUGGAACAGGCUAAUUCCUUGGUGAAUGGGUUCACGUGCCAUCCAAAGUAAACAAUAUUUUUUCAUUUAAUUUUCUCUUUUCUGAGGAUAGCCAAACUAUUUCGAAACUGGAAAUAUCAUCAUCUAACACUAUGUCUGCCUAUGGCACAAUAUGGACACACGUGGGACUGAACUAUUUUAAAGUUUGCGGACUGGGGUGGCUUGGUUCAAAUAGUCAAGAUCGAGUUUUUACAAGAGAUAAUAAUCGGUUUAUAAUCUUAUGGUUUUGACAAGUUGGAGAUGUUACCAAGCCACUUUUACCACCAAACUCCCUUGCUUCUUUUAUCAGCAAUAUUUCUUUCCUUAAAAGCGGAUAAAAUUGGGUGGGGUAGUCGGAAGUCAACCACCCGGUGUGCACUGACCCUUGGACUACUGGACAAAGCCGUGGAGUUAGCGUGCCCGCGGUACAGUUGACCACUCAUGUUAAAAGUAGCACCUUGUACGGUCGUACGGUCGUACAGUCGAACGGUCGUACAUCCAAAUUUUUUCGGCUUGAUGGGUUACUACCAUUUUGUAUAAUUAUGGGGCUAAGUAAGCUCCGCUAUUACUGAGACCUGUUAAUUAAAGAAACAUCUAGCUCCACCUCUCAAAUUUUCCUUUAGGUGUGCAAUGUAUAAUCAUAUCAGCGUUGUAAAGUUUCUCGUAGAACACGUAAGUACAAAUUAAUGAUGCUUUUCUUUAAACCACUAUUUUUAUUGUAACUCGUGGUAGCUUUACAUAUAUUCUUUCAAGAGCAUUUGAAACAAUGAAAUUCCUGUACAAAGCCUCUGUUAUAUCUCAUGCAAUAACCUACAUACUGAACAUUUGGCAAAAAUUUUCGACUUUGGUUCAUCUACGAUUGACUCCCAGUGCCAUAAACUUGAGGAAACCUGGAUAAGAGGUUACUGUUAAGAGAGUAUUAACUGUUGAUAUUCCCUUGUUUCUGUACAUGUGUUGGAGACAGUAUUAAGUUUAUGUAAAUAAGUAUAGACCAUUCUGAACCACUGCUAUCAACAUUUCUAAAAUUUCCAAUUAUCCGAUCCCGCCCCCUGAGGUUUUCAACUCUUGCAAAUUUUCUGUUCUGACUGGUUAAAAUUUCAAGGCAGUUAUUAACCACUACACUUCUUGAUCAAAAUAUCUUCCUUUGCAGGGUGUGGAUCUAAACCCUCGGGAUCGCGAGAAAUGCACCCCUCUAUUGUUAGCAGCGGCUCAUGGUUGUUCUGCAGUUGUCUCACUACUAUUGGAAAGUGGAGCGGACGUUACUAGCGAGGAUGACAAAAAACGAACUGCGCUGCACUGGGCAGUGGGACAGGACAGAACUAUUGAACGACUUCUAAAGGUAUGACGCAAUGAUCCUCGCCGGUGCGCGAACUGAAAAAUUCGAUUUCGAGAUUAAAACACUAAUCAUUAUCACUUUAUGUAAAGAGGAGAUCAACUUUGAUGCAUUUUUAAACUUGUCCGACUGGUUUAACUUGUUUUACAGGAUACACGGGUGCAAGAACUAAAACUCGUCAAUCAACAGGAUAUCACAGGAGCCACGGCUCUCCACUAUGCUGCACAGGGAGGUUUCCUAAAGGUCAGUUUUCUACCUCGCGUGAAGAGAAGUCUUAGUAAGUCGACUGAUGAAGUUCUUAGUUUUAUUUCACCUUGGUUUUAUAGUCGCUAAUUUUCAUUAGUGAUUCCACAGAAUUUUGGAAGAGAAUGAACUUCGAAAGAAGGCGACAAAUCUAUGUUUCGUACCCUUUCGAAGUAGCGAACUCAUUACGCCCUUAUCUCUACACGACUUUUUCCAGGACCUUUUUUUUUUUAUAAAACAACGAGUUAAAGAACAAAGUGGGUAAGUUUCUAAAGAAACUGCCGUGCUUCGUCUGUGGUGGGGGAAGUGUGUUAGGAGACAAUUUAGUCUCAUCAACUGAGUUAGUAUUGUAUAUUAACCACCUGAAGAGUUUCCUAAGUUGAAAUUUCGAGCGUUAGUCCUCUCUUUCUGACUACUCUUCAAAAUGAUGAUGAGGAACUCCGUGACUUUCCAGCUUCUCCCAGAUCCUCACGAACCUUGAAAUCGUAUCAGUGGCUUGUGUUUUCCUUUUAUUUUGAAUAAUUGAAAAAAGAACAUCAUUCUGAUAAUUGAUUAGCUCUGCUGAUUCAGCCGUAGUACAGGGAUGUUACACCUGGACUUACUUUCAUAAUCAAGUUUUCUAUGUCACACACUGAAAGAAACUUUAUCUCAUGUUUCCCUAAAUUCCGGGCUUUUUCCUUUUUCAGAGCGUGCUCUUACUUUUGAAGAAUGGAACUGAUGCAAGUCUGAAGAAUAAUAAACUUGAAACCCCUCUUCACUUAGCCGCCAGGUAUGGACGAAAUAUGAACGUGUGGACGGCAAUUUGAAACUGAAUGCUAUAAAUGUAGUUUGCGAUGUAAUCACUUUUGCCAUACUUAGCGGUGAGAAACAACCGCUGAACCAAUCAGAUACUAAGCUAGAACUAACCAAAAACCUAAUCAAGAACCUUUUCGCUCUUUACAUGCUGAGUCCAAUGUCCUGACAGAACUAUACUUAGGUAACUGUCGAAUGCAAAUACUGUAAAACAGACUUGUGAUAUAAUUGAUACAAUACUAUAAAUAAGACAAUACCUUUCCGUUAAUUUCUUCGAUUGUUAAUUUUUGUUAGUCAUGGCUGGCUACCAAUCGUUAAAAAACUGAUGGAAGGUCGACAGACACGUUUGAUGAAUGUGGGAAACUUCAAUGAUCACACACCUCUCCAUUUGGCUGCUUCCAACGGACAGGACAAGGUCGUCAAAUUCCUCUUGGACAGAGGAGCUACAAUAGAAAGGUAACCACUACCCCUCAUGAUCUACUCGUGUAAUCAUGCAUAAGCACGCAAGGAAGCGAUCGGGUAGAGACAGAAAAGGGCUCUAGAUUCACGCGCUGAAAUUUUCGAAAUAAAUGACAAAGCUUGUAUUUCAGACGACCACUUUCAUUUCUCAGGCUUAAACACGUGAUUCUUGUCAUUUCUAAAAGAGAAAAAAAGGACUUUUGUAUAGAAGUGUUCUCAGGACUCAUCUAAUUCCUAAAGUUUUUGGAAAAAACUUAUCAAUAAAAUAAUCUAGCAAGCACUUAGAGUAUGCUUACAUCGUACUAAUUAAUCAAUUACAAGUCAAAUCGAUUUUAUUGAGGUAAGGGUGACCCAUACGGCUCUAGAUUGACAGAGGCCGUGCCCAAUUUAUAAACGCGAAACGAGAAAAAAGUGUUGCGUAUUUUUCUUGUUGGUUUUUUUUCCAAAGGGAUACGGACGGCCGGACACCUUUACAUUUCGCCGCAGCAAAAGGGUCGCUAAAAAGUGUUCAGUUGAUCUGCUCUUCGAAUCCAAACUGUAUUAAUGUUGAAGAUAACGCUGACCAGGUAAGUUCCUAAGAAAGCAGCUCUCCGCUUUAUAAAACUGGCUUUUUGUAUCUCACAGGUCUCUUUCCCUUAGCUAUGCGUCAACCAGAUUUCAGACAUUUCGCGAAAAACUAUUUCUCGCGAAUAUUGUCUUUGAAGAAUAAAUUUAUUUUGCAAAAUGAAACGGUGGUCUUGGUCCUGUGCCUUCGCUUUAGCUGGUAUCACGCAUACAUGGGUACACAAACUCCUGAAUAUAUUCAUAGCAUUGUUAAAAAAAAAAAUGUCCAAAAUAUUUCGCCUGGAAAUCUUAUCAUGUUAAUCCUUCUUCACUCCUUGCUAGGACACCGCUUUGCACCUGGCUUCCAAAAAUGGACAUGCAGCCAUAGUGACGUAUCUGCUAUCCCAUGAUUCCCAGAACGUGACGUAUAACGCUUACAAUCAGAAUGCACUGGAUGUUGCGAUAGAGGCUGGAAAAGAACCUGUCGUGAUGUGCAUUGGAGACCAUUUACGGUGAGAUGGUGUAGUGAUGGAUAUGCGUUUCUCUUGAUAAAAAGAUUCCCGUAAAUUAUGAAUAUCAUUUUGUUAAUUUAUGAACAUCAUCCCUAUCAGGUGGAGAGAACUGUGUCAUAGAGUAGAAGAAGGCCUUACUCAACUACAGAGCCUUAUUAUAAAGAUGCCGUUGGCUGCAGAGGUCGGUUUCGGCACUUAUUCAACUUUUAAUCAAAACCUCUCAGUACCUUAAUUGUUAAGAAAUUAUUGGAAACACCCAAAAAAAGACUAAAGAUCUGGGUGGGAAGAAACAAGAGUACUGUCUUAGCCUACACCUUGGAGAACCUUUCUUCCAGGCCAUUGUAUUCCAUAAACUCGCGUUUUUUUUUUUUUUGACGGGGAGUUUAUUCUGAGAUUUAGAAUGAAACCUUUUGCUAAUUUUCCGAGGAGAAAGUGUUGUUUUGAGGGCAAAGGGCUGUUUGGAAUUUCAAAAAGCUAAACUUGGCGAGAAAUUUUGAGCCAGUGGCGUUGAGAUUUAUUGUUUUCUCAUAAACAUUGGAAGCAAAUCAUUAAAACAAGGAUCCUAUAAACAGAAGAACAAAAAUGUUAAAUUUUGAGCUCGGUCGUGGAGGAAAUAAAAAGAUUUAUUCGUUUAACUAGCGCGAGGCAAUGAAAGUUCUGAGUCACAGGGUAAUAUUCUUUUCCUUUUUAGAAAUUUCUUGAUAAAUGCGUAGAAGAAUCAGGAGAUAAAGAAAAAAGUGAAGAUUAUUCGGUAAGUGUUUCCACCUCAGGUAAGAUGGUCUUUUUAUGUGCCGUAUCAAGAGAUUAAUAAUCUCUUGGUCAUGUGUGAUGUAUUUGAUCAAUUUUAGUAAAAUUGCAACAUUAUCCGAGUUUAAUUUAUUCACGGUUUUUAUACGUUUCAGUGUGCAUGCAUGACAAUGGUUCUUGUGAUGUCACAGACUGAUACUUUACAUUUUUUAUCUUUUUAUCCAGAUAACGUACGACUUUAUGUUGUUACAAGGCAUGCCGGACCUUAGAAAAAACGAUCCUAAGAAGUAUCUGGACAGCCUUCAUGUAAGCUUCCAACAUCUGAUUGAAAAGAAUCUCGCAUGUUUAUUAUGUGGUUGUCAUGAUUGGUUGCUUAAAAGAAAUGGUUUUUGAACUCUAAGUUUUUGACGUUUUCCGUCUUACUAUUUUGCGCUCACGUCUCCCACUUCUUUCCCACAACGAUUAGGAGAAAAUGUUUGAUCCUUGUUUAAGAUUUUCAUUCUAUACCAACAUAUUCUUGGAGACGUGGUUUGAUGCUACUCUGGUUUACAGAUUUAAUGAAUGUAACCGAAGAAGUUACAAUUCAUAGACCCAACGUUUCGCCUCUCCUGUCUGGUGCCUUCAUCAGGGGUGAUCUAAACGCUGCAACAAGAGGUCCUUUUAUAUGAUCACUAAUUAGCGGCCUUUUUUUCUGAGGUGACGAGGUGUAAAUAGGCGUCAGGAAGCAAACUGCCAUCGUCACGAUUUAAUGGAGCGUGGGCGGAAUAGGAUUAAAGUAGGGAUUGUGUUACGUCAGGUGACCUUACGAAAAGGUCACGUGGGUGCAACAACCGAGCGAGGACAUAAGAACAUGAGCUCCCAAUACAUAUGCAUUGAGUUCUGAGAGAAGCUUCUUAUGUCUUGUUGUUUGUAAUCUUGCGGCUCGUUACACAGAGUAGCAUCAAACCAUGUCUGAUUGUCCACCUGGUUGCCAUGUGAACUUUAAUAUAUUAUAUUCUUGGAGAUUGAUGGUGUUUCAUUGUGUUACUGUUUCCUUUAGACAAUGGUGAAGUACAAACGAGUCAACUGUCUGUCACAUCCUGUAACAGGGGCGAUGAUGAACAUAAAGUGGUAAGAAUUCUAAAUCCCUAAAUUCAACUGAAAAGGUGGAGACGAGGCCUCUGCCAUAGUUUAUGCAGUAUAGGUGGAGUAGGAGUACGUCUAACCCCUUAGUAGGGAUGCUGGUCAAUCGCAAGUUGCAACCCACCCACCCCCCCACCAUAGGAAAUUUGUCGAGUUUCCAUGUAACUGGUGCCCAUUUGUACUCCUGAGAGAAGAGGAGCGCUGGGUCAAAUGAAGUUUCUUCUUCACGAACACAACACGAUGCCUCGUCCAGAGCUCGAACCCAAACUUCCUGACCCAAAUACCAGUGAGCCUAUCAUUAUACCAUUGCGUUUCCCGUUGAAAAGAUAAAUUGUAUAUGAAAACAUUACUAAAGCCAUCUAUGACUCAAGACUCCUUUUAAUAAUUUCCUUUUAGGAGGAGUGUGGGAUGGAAAGCGUACACGAUGAACCUUGGAUUCUACAUUUUGUUCUUAGUCAUGUUGACCAUAAUGACCGUUUUACUAGCUGACGAAGAGAAGUUAAAUUCUCUUCUUGACAUUCCACGCUUCACGAUUGUGGUUAUGAGUCUUUUCCAUCUGUUGAAAGAAAUAUUCCAAAUAUGGGACGAGGUGAGGCUAAAAGGAUAAUGAACGCUUCCGAAAACGGCAUCCGGAAAAGGAUUGGGAGGGACUUUGAACUCCUGCCUAUCUGCCUCCCGUAAAUUUUGCCCACUCGGGGCCAUUGAAGUCGAAAAAGCGGUUAUUGGAGAGAAGAGGGUAAUUAAGUGAAUCGGGAAGGGGGGGAUGGGGGGGCUUUCAGAGAGUAGAGAAGCUAUACGAAAGGAGGGGGCUUAUUAAAAGAGAGGUAGAUAAAUUAUUUUAUAGAGAGGGAGUUAUCAAGGGGUAAUCUCGUAACCAGAUCUUACCUUAUAACUGUACUGCUUGGCUAUGGAAGGUCUGGGUACGAGAUUAAUCGAGGGGGAAAUGAUAGAGUUUAAAAAGUAUUGGAAACAAUCACAGCUGUAUAGAAUAGAAUGUUAUUUUCCAAACUGUUAUUCAUGUUUAUCAGCUAUAAGUUUUCUUUAAUCAUUUUCCUUGUCAAGGAAAAUAGUAGCUGUACAUUUUACCUGAAAAAAAAUGUUUUUUUUUAUCAGUAUGUCCUUAAAACAAUAAUAGAACUAUGGGAAUAAUUUCUGUCUCCUUCAGAAAUUCAAGUACUUGUUGAAGAUAGAUAACUGGAUGGAGUGGUUUUUGUACAUGACAAGUCUUGUCUACAUGUUUCAGUACAGUGGAAAAUUGGACACUGAUCCCAACAGUGAAAAAGAUCAGUAUUCGUACAGCUUGAAAGCGGUCGCUGCAACUGCAAUUUUUAUCGCUUGGGUUAUAUUUGUCCUUUAUUUAAGAAGGUAAUACUUGUCUUACUCAGAAACAUGAAGUCAAGUUGUCCUGUUUUGAUAAUGAAAGCAAAUAGAAAAAAGUGUAAAAUUUGCGGAAAUAAUGUUUAAGCCCCCAUUUACUAAAAGAACUUUAAAUAAAUUAACAUAUUUUUCUCGUUCAAAAUGUUCUUCCGCCUAGGAGUUUACCUACUUCUAAUCUUAACUUGCUGGAAUAUGUAGACGGUAUGACGUUAUAGUCUUAACCUUAAAAAAAUCUCACCUAAUUUAAUCUCUAAAAUUUGUAUAUUUCUGAUGAAGAAAGUUGCUCCACAAAGUUUUGUUGUCUCUGUAAUUUAUUUUCUUGGGUUUAUUCUACUUUCAGAUUCUCUACGUUUGGUAUUUAUAUUAUAAUGAUGACAAAUAUUAUCAAAACAUUAGUAAAGGUAGGAACUUUUGAUUGUUUUGUAUUUUGGACGAUGCCUCCUGAAAGCAUUAUAUUUUUCAGGUCACUCAAAUUUACUUCUUCUUUUCUCCCUAGAUCAUUAUCUUGUUCAUUCCCUUUGUAAUUGCCUUUGGCAUUCCUUUUUUUCUACUCUUACGGGAAAGAUUUAAGGUGAGUCUAGUAAAUCAAUGAAAUAAGACAAAGGGGCGGUCCUCUUACCUCUCUGUGUGUCUAUCUUUUUUGGGGUUCCACAGGCGUUAUACAUCUACUUUUCCGUAGUGAUCUACAAUGAGUAGCAAAGUAGUUUGCACAAGGUGUUCGACAACCCUCCAUGCAACAUAAUAAGCCCAAAUCUUGUCAUUUAUCUUUAAUGGGUUAUUUACAAGUUAACCCGUCUCCGCCCUUCCCCCCCCCCUCCCUCCCCCGCCCUCCUUAACAGUCAGUGUUUCCUGAAAUUUGUGAUCAUUUUGUAACACCAGGCAACAUUGAGGAAGAGCAGGAGAUAUGGAUGAAAGUAUUAGAGCAAACUCAAAAGAAGUAGAACGUGCUUAGACUUUCGCCACUCAUUGUAGCUGACUUGCAUUUUCUUUUUCCUUCUAUUUCUUUGUCCUCGUCAUCUUUACCAACGGGAAUUCUUUCAAUUUUCAGUGAUUUUGUGUAAAUAAAAUCAGAUUAAUUUGACUCUCUGUCCAUUCAUGUCGCCAUGAUAUCUAAUAUAACAUUAAUUUUCAGGAUAAAUCAAAUGAAGCAACAAUGUACUUGUUUGAUCGCCUUCCAUAUUCACUGUUCACAACUUUCAUGUUGAUUCUUGGUGAAAUGAAAUACCCGCACACCGUGUUCAAGUAUCAACCGUUACCAUAUCCAUGGAUAAGUUAUGUCGUCUACAUCAUCUUCUGUGUCUGUAUGCCAAUCAUUAUCAAGAACCUCUUGGUAAGUUAACAAAUACUAAGUGCAUAAUAAUUUCAAGGUAAAUCCAUCGAAGAGGAUAAGAUAUCCAAAUAAUUCUUGUAAUUUGGCACAGUUGAUAGCCAUGGAUAGGAAAACGGUACUUUACAACAAGAAAAAGUUGUCGCCGUGUUUGUUUUCGUUUGCAUUCCUGUUAUUUUACACGUUGGUGCAAUGCGGUGCAAGAGAAACGACUGAAACUGUACGUUAUGGUAUAAUUUAAUCCACAGAAAGAACACAUUACUCCUACACUCGACUACUUUUAAUAAAUUAUUGAUAAAACGUGAAAUAUUAUUACUGAGGAGCGACUCCAAAAGGCAGUACAAUAAUUAGCCGUAAUAAACUCACCUAAGCCCGUUACAAACUAUAACUUAGUUCGCCACUUGUCUUCAGAGUUCCUCACAAUGAUCAAUCUUCCACAAUAGCACUCUCUCUCAGUAUAGCUUUCCAGACGAUCAUGCACAGAAGCGAUGCACGAUGCAAUGCAAAAUUUCUGAUAGGUAAACCAAUAAAAGAAAAUGAACAGCAUCUAUUUUUGAGUUAUUCUAGAUCGGAAGUGUCCCCUUAUCUCCUAGAUCGGUCUAUCGGUCGGUGACGUUAACAGGAUUCUCCAAUCUGCAAAAAUGGAACAACAUGGAAUGCAGGUUGGUCUGAUAUUGUGAUGUUUUUAGAUCAGAUUCCCACCUACUGCAUCGUAUAUUUAUAUCAUAUAUAUAAACAAAAGUUUUAAUUGUUGACAUUUAGAAUCAUGAUGAUAUACGCUUUUUGCGGUUGAAAAGAUUUCAAUUUGUAUACUGAAUAAAUUCAGUAGCAUACACUUCAGCUGAAGCUUUAGCAAUGCAACUCGAAGACGGGAACUGGUAAUGGAAGAUAGAUUCAUGUUAAAACUUAAGGUUUAAAAAAGAUCAAAGUUUUUCUUUAUUCCAACAGUUGAGAAGGAGUCCGAAGGAGAUAAAUGGAAAAUAUAAAAUUCAUCACUUAAUUCUAUCGUUGCACUUUACAAUAUAAACGGCAACACAACAAAACUAUAUCAAUAUUUUACUUUAGCUAUAAUUUGGCUGUUCAUUCCUUCAAGGUUGAAUUGCUUCUAGAAUUAGAAAGAGCCACACCCAGGAAAGUUCUUAGAAAGAUCUGGGUCCCUUAUUGUGUAGAAUACCCGAACAAAAGGCGUACGUGGAGACAAAAGGUGAGUUUUCUUUGAAAUAGAUAUACAACCCAAUGUUAGGGAAACAUUUAAACUUUUGGGUACGUUAAAGAGGUACUCUGGCCAAAAUGCGGGCGACAAGCCCCUCCACCUUUAAAAGGCUCGUUUUUCGAAGCUAGCAGUUCGUCACUAAGAGAUUUUAUUCCGAUUUUUUCAUAACAACCAACAUGGGGUGGUCCAUAACAGGUUCCUUCCAUCCCCCUUCCUUGAUCACAAGUUUUUUUCGCACAAGGGCAAGACCCAGUAAACCAGCUAUGGCUCCGAACCCCUAUAUAUGAAACAUAAUUCGUCAAUAACUGGGUCAUGGCCAGCAUGUCUCUCUCAUAGUAAUAACACGUGUCACCAAUUUUACACUUAGCUCUUAAGCAUGACUAACAGAAAAAAAUUGAUAUGGGAAAAAAUAGCUCUCGGUGAAUUUUAAGCAAUUUACUAUAUAAUACUUAAAAAUAUUCUUGUUUGUUUUCGUGCACAGUUGGUAGAAUUUGGUUCGCCCAAGAGGCACACAGCUAAUCAACAGACUUAUGUCAAUCCUGCUCUGGUUCUGAUCAGUGACAAAGUCACUAAACUAGGGGAGAAAGUUGAUCAACAAGAAGACAAGUUAGUUUUCCUCCACUGUUAAUUUUUUUCUGACUGGAAAUCAUAUAUUUCUUUAAAUUGCAUUUUCUAGUUUUGAAAGUUUUUUAAGAUUGCAUGAAUGGUCCGGGAAAUCUGCGCCACAGUCAAACAAUCAGAUACAAAGUUAAAACUUAUCGCCAACUAGCCGCUCGCCCCUCACCGCGUCUCAGGGAGUUUACACUAUUAGAUCCCUGUGAAGUUCUCAUUUCCUGGUUUUGCCCAGGCUGUGUCGUCAAUGUGGAGUUGCAAAUAAUAGGGCGAAGAAAAAGGAAACAAGAAACGAAAGGAGACUGCAAACGUACUUGUUAAACCUUCGAACCGACAUAAAAUGGUAUUCUUACCACUUUUGCGAUGGCUUCCAAUUUCUUUACCACAAGGAUAUUGAUAAAGAAUAUUUGAGUGACUCUUGACUGUAAUACAGAAAACUUCAGAGUGACCCACCUACAAAACCCAUCGAUUCAAAUCUUUCUGGUUGAAAAAAGUUUGUUUGGAAGUUUAAGAUAACAUAACUUGCAGGAAUCUUAAUGAGUGCGAUAAACUGAUUUUAUCUUUCCCUACAGGUUACAAAAUAUUAUCCGUUUGCUGGGAAGACUAGAUCAAAGGUUGACCGAAAUGUCUCCGGCUGGGAAACCAUUAACUUCUGCUACGGAUGAAAAACCAGCUCUCGCGAGAGAGACUCCGGUUUGAAAUAUGUUUUUGUUGUUGUUAUUGUUUUUAGAAUUAUUUGCGAAUGAUAAACCACAAACAAUCUUAGAAAUAAAAGAAAGUACACUCGUUAUUUCCUUUGUUUACGACUCAGGAGUUUUUGUUUUUAUUAUAAAUAUUUUUUAGAUGGUUCCCUUCAGCGGCUACGCGCAGGAACGUCAAUCUACAAGAAUGACACGGAGGCCGUCAACGGUAAAAACAAACCAAUAUGAUUUCAUGAAAAGAAAGUAA